UUGUUGUUCGAGCCAGACGAGUGAACCGUCAGCAGCAGCAGCAGCACUUAGCACUUUGCAGUUAGCAGUUAGAAGAAGCGAAGCCAAGCUGCCCAGUGCAACGAAGUGAUUUAUAAAUAGCCAAGAAACAAACAGUGAUCAGUGCAGUGUGUGAUCCGGAGCCAAGACUAUUUGGAUUAUUUGGAUACCGCCAGGCGAUCGCCCCCAGAAUGCACAUGCCGUCGUCGACAGUGCUCCUAGUCCUGGCAGUGGCCACAGUUCUGUGGUCCAGCUGCGCGGAAGGAGCCGCCACCGGAGCGCCAUCGACCACGGCCACCACUGCCAAGCCCAAGGGAUUCGAGGCACGAUCGCUGGAUGUGAACGCCAGCGGCGGCGAGGAGGAGCUGGACGACUUCGAGACGCAGGCCCAGACCCAUCUGGCCUAUCGCCAGCAGCCGCAGCAGCAGCAGCAUCGCCAGGUCUAUGAGUACAGCGAGGAGGAUCAGGAGGAGGCACCGCGCCAGGUGUACGCCAACCGAAAUGCCAAGCAGCAGAGCAACUAUUUGAAGAUCCAGGGCCAGCUGAAGAAGCCGCUGAGCGAGGAGAGCGAGGAGGAGGAGGAGGAGGUGGAGGAGCCCGAUCGUCUGUCCACACUGCUCAGCAAGUCAUCCUUCAGCUGCACGGACAGGAACUCCGGAUACUAUGCCGACGAAUCGCUGAGCUGCGAAGUGUUCCACUACUGCCAGGAGAGCCAGAAGCACUCGUGGAUCUGCCCCGAGGGCUUCACCUUCCACCAGAUCCAUCUGAUCUGCAUGCCGCCCUCGCACGACAACAUCUGCAAACAGUCCUCCAAGUACCACAUUGUGAACGACUACCUGUACAAGCCCAUCAAUCUGCAGGAGCACCAGAGCAAGCCCAAUGUUACGCUGCGCUACUCGGAGCGCUACUUCCCGGAGAACUACUACGAACACGAGCGUUACGACGACGAGGAGGAGGAGGAGCUGCCCGCCGCCCCAAGGCCACGAAUCCAGCAACAGCAGCAGCAGCAGCAACACCAUCACCAGCAACAGCAACAGCCCCAGCAGCAGCAACAUCGCCAAGUGGUGGCCUACCAGCAGCCGCAGGUUAGGGUACAAUAUCAACAGCCCCAGCAGCACCAGCAGCAGGCCCAGCCGCAGGCACAAGUGGUGACGCAGAUCCGCCACCAGCCGCAGCCGCAGCCUCAGCCCACAACACUGGCCUACCGGAAGCCACUGCCGGCGACCACAGUGCAGCCGCAAUUGCAGUUGCAUCAGCUGCACCAGCCCCAGUUGCAGCUGCAUCAGCAAAGGCCACAGACAUUGGCGCCGACCGUGACGCCAGCGCCGUACCGCUUCUUCACCACCGCUCCCCAGCUGCAGCACUUGCAGCAGCAACAUCAUCAGCAGCAGCAGCAGCAGCAGGUCUUCCGCACGCCCGAGGAGAUCAACAUCUCGCUGCAGCAGCGCCGACCGCAGGUGUUCAUUGCCACAACGCCAAGGUAUUACGAGGACGAGUACCUAUACGAGCGGAGGAAGUGAGGCAGUGCGGAGGAUGGCCCAGUGGAGGAGUGAGCAGAAAAACAGUCUUGUCGUUCCCUCGGAUCCACUCACCUCUCGUGUACAUUCCCCAUUCCCCAUCUAAGUAGCUUUAAGCGCUCUCGCCCCAGCUCUCUGUGUCAGGCCCGUAAAUCCUUGCGCGAGUUUCGUGUACCUAUUUGUAAUAUUUAAUGUCCUGCUAGAAGAAUCCGCCUUCUAACUCAAUUCGUUAAUAAAGGAAGCCACAUUAAGUUA
Drosophila elegans is the source of this 1790-nucleotide messenger RNA. RefSeq names its product putative mediator of RNA polymerase II transcription subunit 12. Gene Ontology annotation, cellular component: extracellular region. Gene Ontology annotation, molecular function: chitin binding. NCBI's taxonomy places the organism in Eukaryota, Metazoa, Arthropoda, Insecta, Diptera, Drosophilidae. The record is from RefSeq and is a predicted model, not a curated record. The transcript has 3 exons. The coding region runs from base 210 to 1538 and encodes 442 amino acids.